AUGCUGUCUAACUUGCUCAGUACCAUCCGACUUAGACGACCCCAGUGGCCCGCUACAAGAGCUCUCUCAGUGCUCCAACCGCUCCUCCAACAAGCACCGAUAUCACCCUCCAUCCUCAAGAUAACGCCCAAUGAGACGGAUAUCGCACUCCUCGAGAAGCAGGACUCUCUCAUCAGGAAGAGAAGGAAAUUGGCUAAGCAGAUCACUCAGAUGAAGAAACGGAAACCAAUCUCCCCGGGUUCCAGGUGGUAUAGAACCCCCAUAUAUCCUCAUUUAUACAAGGGUGGACCCGUCAGGGCACUUACCCUGGCUAAGAGAUCCACAGGUGGUAGAAAUAAUACGGGACACAUUACCGUUAGACAUAGGGGUGGUGGUCACAGAAGAAGAAUAAGAACCGUGGAUUUCUUCAGAUGGGAUGCCGGGGAACAACUCGUCGAGAGAAUCGAGUAUGAUCCAGGUAGAUCGGCUCAUAUUGCAUUGUUGAGAAAUUUACAAAAGGGUACUUUGUCCUACGUCUUGGCAUGCGAUGGGUUAAGACAAGGUGAUAAGAUUGAAUCGUUUAGAAGAGGGAUACCGGAUUCCUUAUUGAAGGAAAUGGGUGGUAAAUUAGAUCCCGCCAUCUUAAGUGUAAAGACAGCACAGAGAGGUAAUUGUUUACCCAUUGAAAUGAUCCCCAUUGGAAGCGUGGUCCAUAACGUGGGAAUUACACCCAUUGGACCGGGGAAAUUUUGUAGAGCUGCAGGUACUUAUGCUCGUAUUAUUGCCAAAUUGAAAGAUAAGAAUAAAGCUAUUGUUCGUUUACAAAGUGGUGAGCAUAGAUAUGUGUCAUUAAAGGCAUGUGCCACUAUGGGUGUCGUUUCAAAUAUUGAUCAUCAAAACGUCUCCCUGGGGAAAGCUGGGAGAUCAAGACAUAUGGGGAGAAGACCUCAUGUGAGAGGUGUCGCAAUGAAUAAAUCAGAUCAUCCUCACGGUGGUGGUCGUGGUAAAUCCAAGUCAAAUAAAUUAUCAAUGUCUCCCUGGGGACAAUUGGCAAAGGGUUACAAGACAAGAAGAGGUAAAAAUCAAAAUAGAAUGAAAGUGAAAGAUCGUCCAAGAGGUAAGGAUAAGAGAACGUAA
This is a messenger RNA of Naumovozyma castellii, 1116 nucleotides long. It is a transcript of the gene RML2, whose product is annotated as mitochondrial 54S ribosomal protein uL2m. Lineage: Eukaryota; Fungi; Ascomycota; Saccharomycetes; Saccharomycetales; Saccharomycetaceae. Bases 1 to 1116 code for a protein of 371 amino acids. The record is from RefSeq and is a predicted model, not a curated record. The transcript has a single exon.